GGCCCAGUCACCAAGGUGGAGGGCCAGGAUGCAGUGGCUGUGCUGUCUGUGGCCAGGACUGGAGAACCCGAGGCCGAAUGGGAAACGCCACACGUGAGAGUGAGGUGACUAAGACUUCGGCCUGAGGUGAGCUGCCAGUUUCAGGGAGGACCCAGCCACUCCACUGCUGGGCACACUGGAUUGUUCUCUGCUCCCACAGACACAUCUGCAAGAGGGAAGCUGGCCCCAUUUCUCCCACUGAAUCGUUUGAACACUUGGCCCCAACUCAGAUGUGUCUCCCUUCACAGUCUCUGCUGUAGGUCUCUCCCCUCUGCCCCCUGCCCCUCAGUCUUGAAUAGUACCUGGGUAGAAUCUGAAAAGCAGUGGGGAGAGAAGAAGCCAGAGUACCUUUAAUCUCUGAGAGACUGCAAAGUUCUACCAGUGACAUUAUUAUAAAGCUUAGUUUAACAAAGAAGGGGGAAACAAGAAACCCUCAGAAGGCAGUGCCUAGAGAAUCACCAACAUGGUAGGUUUAUUGCUUUCCUUUCUUCUUUCCUUCUCUGCCUUCCUUCCUACAUCAAAUAUUUACUGAGCCCCUUUCUAUGCAUUGGGCAUAUACUUUUUGGAAUAACCUAUGACCCCUGUCUCAAGGAGUUUGUAGUGAAGUCGAGGAAACAAGACAGAAAUCCUAAAUUCACAAUAAAGAAGUAACAUGAAGCCAAUGGAUAUUGUAGACACAUGUAACACUUGGGACUAUGUGUUCAGAGAAAGAGGUGGAGGCUUCACAGAGGAGAUGAGCUCAAAUUGUACUUUUGAGAUGGGAAAAGUUGGAAGGGGCGUGUCUGGGAGGUCGUUCCAAGCAAGGGAACCCUCCAAUGAAGGGAGUACAGAGUGGGGAGCAUUUGCUCUGUGUUUAGGGUUGAAACCCUCUGUGGAUCAUGUGUUGAAGUGUGGGAGGUAACAGUGAAAAGAAUCUGGAGACAAGAUCGGACUGAAAGAGGCAUCUGGACUUUCUCCUCCAGCUGGGAACUGCCCAGCUCCUUGCUUUCACCUAGAUCUCCUUGGAGAACCUGGGUACUGCUUGACACUGAACCUGUCUUUGUUAUGGUUGGGUGGGCAAUGGGUACAAAUGCCGUGACACAAGGAGCAGGUUCAAAGAAAAAGGUACAUGGUCCCCCAGACUCUCAUCAUCCCAUGAAGAGACGUGCUUGGCCAGGCCAGUGCUGGAUGCAGCAUGCGUUGUGUUCUGGAGGAAGCAGCAUGGUUGGGAGGGGCCCAGAGCACCCAUUCACGCUGGAGAAUUCUGAGCUGCACAGUCAGGGUUACAGCCUUGCUGGUAUGAAAAAUGUUCAUUUCCAGCAGCACAUCAACAUUGUUUUUGGUUGGAAGUCUUACAGGACUUCUUGCUGAGCCAGCUUGUGGCUAAAUUAGAGGGAGAGCUGGCAACAAACUGGCUAGUCUCCACACAUCCAUCAGGAUCGUUGGUUUUCUAAGUUCUUUUGAAGGGUAGCAGCUGCCUUUCUCAAAAGAAAUUCUCUAGAGAACCUCAAUGUAUAAAAUAUUUAAAAGUGGAAUUGCUGCAGAUAGGGAGGGAAUGGAGUGCCCAGAAUCCUACCAGACAGUCCUUAGGAACCCUGAACAUACUGAACCUGGUUUUAAGCUGCUGAUCCAGGUAAGAGGCAAUGGUAAGCCAUGAAAGGGCUGUAAGCAGGGAGUGAGAUGACCCAAUAUGUAUUUUAGAAGGAUGCCCGUAGCUUCUGGGUGGAAUCUAAUUUGGAGGCAGGGAUCCCAGUUUAAGAAGCUACUGAAAUGAUGCAGACAUGAGUUAAAGAGGUCUAGACCCAGGGCACUGUUAUCAAGGAUUACAAGUAGGUUUGGAUUCAAGAAACUUUUUUUGAGUGAGACUCAGUGGGGAUGAGUGACCAAUUGAAUACGAGGGGGUGGAGCCUGCUAGGGCUCGAGGCAUGCCAUAAAUAGUGACAGCCAAACAGGGAGAGAAACCAGCUAGGCCAAAGGAUGAGUUCACUUUAGGGCACGUUGUGUUUCAGCCACUCUGGGACAUUGACCAAUAGACAGUUAAAAAAUAUGUCUGAGAACAUAUCUGAGAGAACCAUGCUGCUUCUCUCCUAGGAGAGAAUGUUGGAGCUAAGAAUUACAAUUUGGGAAUAAGCAACAGAUUGGUAGACACAAAAGAUAUGGGAGUAGAAAAUGUGUAUACCAUGAGAAGAAAAACGCCUAAAAGACAACCUAGUGAUAAUUCGACUUUUAUUCCGUUUUUUUUCACUGGUGUUAUCAUUUAUUACCGUCACAAAUGAACAUUUUAGGGAGCAGAGACAAUUUACUUACUGGAUGUUUGGGGCAGGAAGGACUUGCUUCUGUUCUCUAAGGAUGGGCAUGCUGACAACCGCAAUACAGAAUCACAAAUCGGCAGGCUACACGAGAUGCGAGGCAGCCCUCAAGGACGCUUCCACCUCCAGAUCUGACAGGAAAGAGCAGAACUGGAGAUCCUGGCUCUAAAACUCCCCAAGUGUGCUUCUUUGCAUUACUCAUUCUGCAUGCAACAGACGCUGUAAAUAUUUUGCCUUCUCUACUAGAUGGUAAGCUUUUGGAGAACAGGAGAUAAUGCACAGGAAGCUCUUAGGAUAGUGCCUGGCACGCCCCUUUGAUGGUGACUGUUACGAAUUCAAUUAUUCUUUUGAAUUCUUCGCAAUUUUGUACACAUCGGGCACAAAAAAUUCAUCCAAGAAGUUCAGGGCACCCUGAUAAUCUUCCACAAAGCAAUUUCCAUUUCAUUUUCUUUCUUCUUUCUUUUUUUUUUUAAUAUGCUGGAGUCAAGUAAAGACGACCUGGAUGGAUGAUUCUCUCCCACUUGGGAAACGUGUAUCCUACCCAUUCUCAAAAUCUGCCCUAGCUUGACCUGGCUUGACCUAACCUUGAAGAAGAGUUUCUGGGUCAGCAGAGCUUGUAGGCAGGGGCCCCCAGCUCCCACCCCCCCAAAAUCUCUAAGUUUCCGUCAGUUCCUUCCGCAAGUGCUAAAAUAAUCUGAUGCCCCAGAGAGAGGAGGCAGCUCAGCCCCGCGUUCGGCUGCUGUCGAGGAGGAGGCCGGAGUCCCGGGAGAGGAUGCGCCCCGAGGAGCCGCCUGGGCCUGCGGGAGCCCUGGAUGGAGUAGCUGACUGUCGAGGGCGGAACCUUGCUUCAGUGCCCAGCGAUCUCCCGCCCUCCUCCCGGACGCUCCUCCUGGAUGCCAACCCUCUCAGGACCCUGGGGAACAACUCGCUGCAGCGUUACCCUUUCCUGGAGAGCCUCAGUCUGCACGACUGCUACCUGGAGCGCAUCGGCCACGUCGCCUUUCAGGAGCAGGCCCGCCUGCGCAGCCUGGCGCUGCCUGACAACGCCCUCUCCGAGCGCUACAAGGAGACGGCAGCUGCCCUCCACAGCCUGCGCGGUCUGCGCAUGCUGGACUUGUCAGGGAACUCCCUGACGGAAGACAUGGCGGCUCUCAUGCUCCAGAACCUGUCUUCACUGGAGUCCGUGUCCCUGGCAAGGAACAUCAUCAUGAGGCUCGAUGAGUCCGUCUUUGAGGGCCUGGGCCACCUCAGGGAGCUGGACUUGCAGAGGAACUACAUCUUUGAGAUUGAGGGUGGUGCUUUUGAUGGCCUGACACAGCUGAGACACCUCAACCUGGCCUAUAACAACCUCCCAUGCCUUGUGGAUUUCAGCCUCACCCAGCUGCGGUCCCUCAAUGUCAGCCACAACGUCCUGGAGUGGUUCCUAGCGUCUGGGGGAGAGGCCGCCUUUGAGCUGGAGACCCUGGACCUCUCUCACAAUCAGCUGCUGUUCUUCCCCCUCCUGCCCCAGUGCAGCAAGCUGCACACGCUGCUGCUGCGGGACAACAACAUGGGCUUCUACAGGGACCUGUACAACACCUCCUCACCACAGGAGAUGGUGGCCCAGUUCCUCCUGGUGGAUGGCAACGUGACCAACAUCACCACCGUCAACCUCUGGGAGGAGUUCGCGUCCAGCGACCUCUCCGGUCUCCGCUUCCUGGAUAUGAGCCAGAACCAGUUCCAGUACUUGCCAGAUGGCUUCCUUAAAAAAAUGCCUUCCCUCUCCCACUUGAACCUCAAGCAGAACUGCCUGGUGACGCUCCACAUCCGGGAGCAUGAACCGCCAGGGGCGCUUGUGGAGUUGGACCUGAGUCAGAACCAGCUGUCAGAGCUGCACUUGGCUCCGGGGCUCCCUGGCUGCCUGAGGAGCCUCCGGUCCUUCAACCUGAGCUCCAACCAACUCCUGGGUGUCCCCGCUGGCCUUUUUGCCAAUGCCAGGAACCUCGUUACAGUUGACAUGAGCCAUAAUCAGAUCUCACUUUGUCCCCUGCCUGCAAGCUUGGACCCCGGGGGCACCCCUGGCUGUGUGGAUUUCAGAAAUGUGGCAUCUUUGCAGAGCCUGUCCCUGGAGGACUGUGGGCUGGAGGCACUACAAGACUGCUCAUUUCAGGGCACCGCUCUCACCCACUUAGACCUGUCUGGAAACUGGGGGGUUCUGAAUGGAAGCAUUGCCCCUCUCUGGGAUGUUGCCCCCACAUUACAGGUCCUGUCUCUCAGGAACGUGGGCCUCACUUCCAGCUUCGCAGAGUUGGACUUCUCUGCAUUUGAGAAUCUGAGGAGCUUGGACCUGUCAGGAAAUGCCUUGACCAGUUUCCCAAGGUUCGGGGGCAGCCUGGCCCUGCAGACCCUGGAUCUCCGCAGAAACUUGCUCACGGCCCUUCCUCAGAGGGCGGUGUCUGAGCAGCUCGCAGGAAGCCUGCGGACCGUCUACCUCAGUCAGAAUCCAUAUGACUGCUGUGGUGUGGAGGACUGGGGGGCCCUGCAGCGCCUGCACAUUGUCGCCGACUUGGCCAUGGUCACUUGCAACCUCUCCUCCAAGGUCAUUCGCCUGACGGAGCUGCCCGCGGGCGUUCCUCAGGUUUGUAAGUGGGAGCGGGUGGACAUGGGCCUGCUGUACCUCGUGCUUAUCCUUCCCAGCUGCCUCACCCUGCUGGUGGCCUGCACCAUCACCUUCCUCACGUUCCGGAAGCCUCUGCUUCAGGUCAUCAAGAGCCGCUGCCACUGGUCCUCCAUAUACUGACCCCGACUAUGUUCUAACGUGCCCACAUUAGAACUUUGGUCUGUGCGUGUAAGGACACCUUCUCUGCUGCGUUUCAAGAUCUGAUGCAGAAGACAAAUCUGAUGAACUGAGGUUUAAAUUAAAGUUUAAAAUGUUUCCAUCCCUUAGUUGUCCCAGGUUCUUCCUCCUUCACUGUGGUAUAUCCUCAACCAUCUUGGUAAAAUAUUUAUUAAGUGAUAUUCUGUGAAAAUAAAAAAAUGUGUCUUAUAAAUAUUUUUAAAAUCAAA
Molecule: messenger RNA, 5372 nt
Organism: Bubalus bubalis (water buffalo)
Lineage: Eukaryota; Metazoa; Chordata; Mammalia; Artiodactyla; Bovidae
Gene: NRROS
Product: negative regulator of reactive oxygen species
Exons: 3
Coding region: 3025-5106 (693 amino acids)
Molecular function (GO): protein binding
Source: RefSeq, a predicted model, not a curated record